Messenger RNA from Megalops cyprinoides (Indo-Pacific tarpon), 1214 nucleotides. It is a transcript of the gene gna13b, whose product is annotated as guanine nucleotide binding protein (G protein), alpha 13b. Gene Ontology annotation, cellular component: heterotrimeric G-protein complex; brush border membrane. The record is from RefSeq and is a predicted model, not a curated record. Gene Ontology annotation, molecular function: GTPase activity; D5 dopamine receptor binding; guanyl nucleotide binding. The transcript is spliced from 4 exons. The coding region runs from base 2 to 1135 and encodes 377 amino acids. Gene Ontology annotation, biological process: Rho protein signal transduction; adenylate cyclase-activating G protein-coupled receptor signaling pathway. Lineage: Eukaryota; Metazoa; Chordata; Actinopteri; Elopiformes; Megalopidae.
GAUGGCGGACUUCCUGCCAUCCCGAUCCCUUUUAUCGGUUUGUUUCCCCAACUGUCUCCUCACCAACAGUGAGGCAGAACAAUUAAGGAAAUCUAAGGAGAUAGACAAGGGUAUUUCCAAGGAUAAAAACUACGUGAAGCGCCUUGUGAAGAUCUUAUUACUCGGAGCUGGCGAGAGCGGCAAAUCCACUUUCCUCAAACAGAUGCGCAUCAUACACGGCCAGGACUUCGAUCAGCGGGCCAAAGAAGAGUUCCGGGCUACGAUCUACAGCAAUGUAAUCAAAGGGAUUCGGGUGCUGGUGGACGCCAGAGAGAAGCUGCACAUCCCCUGGGGGGACCCCUUGAACCAGGCGCACGGGGAGACCAUGAUGGGCUUCAACACGCGCUCCGCCCUCAUGGCCAACGGCAUGGUGGAAACCAAGGUGUUCCUGCAGUACCUGCCCUCCAUCCGCGCCCUCUGGGCGGACAGCGGGGUCCAGAACGCCUACGAUCGCCGCAGGGAGUUCCAGCUGGGGGAAUCUGUGAAAUAUUUCCUGGAUCAUUUGGAUAAACUCGGGGAGCAUGACUACCUCCCCACGCAGCAGGACAUCCUGCUGGCCCGGAAGCCCACCAAGGGCAUCCACGAGUACGACUUCCAGAUCAAGAACGUGCCCUUCAAGAUGGUGGACGUGGGCGGCCAGCGCUCGGAGCGCCGCCGCUGGUUCGAGUGCUUCGACAGCGUCACCUCCAUCCUCUUCCUGGUGUCGUCCAGCGAGUUCGACCAGGUGCUGAUGGAGGACCGGCAGACCAACCGGCUGGUGGAGUCGCUCAGCAUCUUCGAGACCAUCGUCAACAACCGCGUCUUCAGCAACGUCUCCAUCAUCCUCUUCCUCAACAAGACAGACUUGCUGGAGGAGAAGGUCAAGACUGUGGCCAUCAAGGACUACUUCCCCGAGUACCAGGGCGAGCCGCAUGGCCUGGCCGAUGUGCAGAAGUUCCUGGUGGAGUGCUUCCGCAGCAAGCGCCGGGACCAGCAGCAGAAGCCGCUCUACCACCACUUCACCACGGCCAUCAACACAGAGAACAUUCGGCUGGUGUUCCGGGACGUCAAGGACACCAUCCUGCACGACAACCUCAAGCAGCUCAUGCUGCAGUGACGUCGGAGAGCGGCGUCUUAAGUGACGUUUAGAGGGAGGCCGGCUCCGCCCCGCCGCCCCCCGGCCCCUCCCUCUCGCC